Anneissia japonica is the source of this 3531-nucleotide messenger RNA. Its product is annotated as GA-binding protein subunit beta-2-like. The record is from RefSeq and is a predicted model, not a curated record. Gene Ontology annotation, biological process: positive regulation of transcription by RNA polymerase II. The transcript has 10 exons. Gene Ontology annotation, molecular function: transcription cis-regulatory region binding; protein binding. The coding region runs from base 161 to 1324 and encodes 387 amino acids. NCBI's taxonomy places the organism in Eukaryota, Metazoa, Echinodermata, Crinoidea, Comatulida, Comatulidae. Gene Ontology annotation, cellular component: nucleus.
GACAUGUAUUUCCGGAAGACAUUUUCUAACUUCCGUCGUGAGCUAUCUUUACGAACAUACGCAUUUCAUCUAAUUUAUUGCUACAUUUUGUCCUCAGAGAGCAGGUUGCUUUGUGCAUGUUUGAGUAGACGCUAAUAUACUGUAUUUGGCUUGUAGCAGAAUGUCCUUGGUUGACCUAGGCAAAAGGUUAUUAGAAGCAGCUAAACAUGGCCGAGAAGAUGAUGUUCGAUUGCUGAUGACCAAUGGGGCACCAUUCACAACAGAUUGGCUUGGAACAUCACCAUUACACCUAGCAGCCCAGUAUGGCCAUCUCUCUACAGCUGAGGUGUUAUUAAGGGCUGGGGUCAGUAGGGAUGCAAGAACCAAAGUGGACAGAACACCCCUUCACAUGGCCUCACAAGAAGGUCAUACAGAUAUUGUCAGCUUGCUUGUUAGACUAGGGGCAGAUCUAGAUGCAAAAGAUAUGCUUAAAAUGACCCCACUACAUUGGGCAGUUGAAAGAGGUUACAAAGAUGUUGUAAAAGUGUUGGUUGAACAUGGUGCAGAUGUAAUGUUACUGAACAAAUUUGAGAAAUCUGCAAUUGAUAUAGCAACAGAUAAUUGUAAUACGGAGAUAAUACAAAUACUGUCACAAGCAGGAGGUCAGAAUGGAAGUUGCAGUCCUAAUUUGUUGAAAGACUGUCAAACUAACCAGUUUGUCAUCCCCUGUACCACACUACCAGGCUUUACACAACUGCCUGCUGCUUCCCUACCAACGACAUCAACACAAAUAUAUAAUAAUUGUAAAUCAAGCUAUUCCAGAGGUUCUACCAGUUCAACAUCAGUAUUAGCAACGUUAGCUGCUUUAGCGGAGGCCUCGGCACCCUUAGAUAAACCAGUAAGUCCUAGUGAUGCAUUAGCCUGGUUGGAAGCAAAUGCAGUGGAUGGUGCUCAGGGGUUUUCUAUCACAGAGGCUGGGAAGCUGGCCUUGAACCUGGCUAAGGCCAAUGACAACCAACACAGCAUCAACAACUCAGUGCAGCAUGUCCAGUUACUGGGGAAUAGCCCCCAAAAAGUGAUAACAAUAGUGACCGAUCCAACGAGUGAGUUGACCGCUGCUGAUCUAUCUUCAAUCAAAGCUGCAGCAGCUGGUGUUGGUACGAGCCCCAUACUACUAGCCCUACCAAACGACUCGCAGGGAACGGGGAUCAAAAUUAUAGCACAAGAUGCACAGUCAAAGGCCGACCGAGCGAUGAUUGAAGCUGUUCAAAAGCAAGCUGAACAACUGAAACAACAGAUUCAACACAAUCAAAUAGUGGUGGAAAAAGCAAAUGAGACAACUUGACCUUGUUAGUUCAUGAUGAUAAACCGCCUUUGCCAAAAGAUGUUGAAGUAGAGCCAGUUGAAGACCUGUUGCUUGACUCAAUUGCAAACAACUGGAUCCUGCUUGAUGCUUAGCUGUGCCGGAGAAGCGUUUGUUUCUUCUAGUUGGUGAAUGACAAUCAUUAACUUUCAAUCAUGUGACUGGACUCUACCAUUGAAUUCACUUGUGUGACUGGUAGCAUGGUGCCAUAAUGGUACCAUUACACAUGGUAGUAUGGUACCUUUACGCCUGGAUUUCUGUUGUACCAUGGUAACAUUACACCUGCAUUCAUGUACAGGUAGUAGCAUGGUACCAUUACACCUGGAUUUCUGUUGUAGCAUGGUAACAUUACACCUGGAUGACAAAGGUAGCGUGGUUCAAUUCCACCUGGCGUUGAUUUCAUUGAGACGAUACUAUCAUUGUUUUUUCACACAACCUAGUACACCUAAAUCUUUGCUGAUGACACUGCUAAUACCACAAAUUACUGUAACUAAAUGUUUAAAUUCUACUGUACAUUUAAUGGAACUUUACGCUUAAAAUGAAUGCUAGUUAUACAACUCCGUUUCAGCUAUAGGCUUAAAACUGAAUAUUUAAUAUCAAGGUUUACCGGUAUCAUUGUUUAAAAGAUUGAAUAUUCAUUGAUCACAAUACUUAGUAACAUUACACAUGAGGCUGAUAGUUGAUUGCAGCUCAGUGUUGUUUCCUAGUAGAAUCACCAAAUCGGUCAUUUGAUAAAGUAAUACAAUUAUGUAGAUCCUAUUAAGAAAUUUUAAUGAAUACCUUGAUCUCUUCCUAAUGAAUAUGAUGUACAUUGCUUCUGUCUAUUCCUUUAGUGAUGUCAUAUACAUCACUGGUGCUUUCUCCUAUAUUGAUUGGCAGUUCAUUGCAAUUUAGUGUUAAUUUAUGAUGCCAUACAUAUAAAUAUGGUAAGAGAUAUAUGGUACAUUUCAGGGAUGUAUCUAGGAUUUUCAAAAAUAUGGGAACAGGGGAGGGGAUUGUAUUUAACUAAGAAACAGGGGAAUGUAGUUUACUAAGAAAAUUUGGUAAAACAUGGCUUUCCCCCCCCCCCCUCCUCUUUGGACCUGAAUUUUAUGGGUUCUUAAUUGAUAUGGACAUUUACUUUUGUGUUUUCAUCCCAAACAUGCAUUAUUAAUAUUAAAGCUUGUUUUGCAUCAAUUAUACUUACAACUUAGUCAUACCAACUGCUAUUGAAAAGGCAAAGAUGCAAAAUAUUUACAAAGCAAAAAGACAUGAAGAUGAAGAAAAAAAAUUGUAGGCAUUAGCGCCUGCAAGAUGAAGUGGAAGCCAAACAUGUGGAUGUACACAUUCAUGAGGAGAUAAAAUGAUGUAUAUUUCUAAAGUAUUAGUAAUUCCCAUGUAAAAAUGUGCAUGAAUGUAAGGUUAUCAAGACCACUGGUAAGAAAGACAAGGCAAUUUAACAAUGAAAUGUUUGAUUGAUUGAUAAACAAAACAAACAAUACACCAUAAUAAAAGUGAGGGCGCUAUUGUAAAAAACUUAACUCAUCUUGGUAUUAGUAUCUGUAACUUGUAUUACAGUACAGUAAUACAGUAUCUGAGAAUGAUAAAAUAAGUUGUUUUCAUAGAUUUUAUCCAUUCCCCUGAUAUGAUUCUGUGCUUUUAUGAAAUUUUAAUUGAUGUUAUUUUAUCAUUUUGGAGGCGUUACUUCAUAACAUAAAUUUGUUAUAGAAAUAGAGCAGGCACAUCCUAUACAGAUUACGUCAUCCAAAUGUAUGGACCUAGGCAGCAGUUUCCCAUCAGAAACCUAGUUAAAAAUUUAAUUAUGGCUUUAAGUGAGAAAGCAAAUUUUUCACACACAUUUGUCAUAUUGCUGUGUCAAGUUGCUGCUCGUAUCCGCACAGCAGUUUUGCUGGAUCCAUUCUUUUGUACAAAUUUAUUACAUACCAAACCGUAUUUCAUAUGUUGCCUUGUUUUUCUCUUGCCGUUUGGUGGAUGCCUUUUGGUUAAGUGUUUUGUUGGCACUAUAAAUGUCUCUGAAAUACUGUAACAAGUUCUCUGAAUUCUGAUGCUUAGAAUUCAGGGAAGGUGAUUUGUUGACGAAUAUGAAGUUUGUAAAUAAUAUUUAUUCCAAGUAUUGAAUUUCCAAGAAUAGGAAUAUGUAUGUAUUGAACCAGAUCAUGUGAAUUAAACAUGUUGGAUAUGGAUUCAUA